Messenger RNA from Branchiostoma floridae (Florida lancelet), 670 nucleotides. RefSeq lists its product as uncharacterized. NCBI's taxonomy places the organism in Eukaryota, Metazoa, Chordata, Leptocardii, Amphioxiformes, Branchiostomatidae. The transcript is spliced from 5 exons. Bases 246 to 566 code for a protein of 106 amino acids. The record is from RefSeq and is a predicted model, not a curated record.
AAUUGGAAUAGGAUUUUUCCAAAGAUAUAAUUAAAAACAAGAAGCAGGCUUGAAUGUGGAUCAAGGCGUCUAGAAACUAUGCAGUUUGAGCACAAUUUUUGCAAGUUCAACGCUUGAUUUUCAAGUUCAUUCCUCCUAAGCCUUCGAUCCGCCAUGUUUGUUCCCGUUGUCAUGGAGACGGGUUCUAUUUACACCUAUGACAGCUAGCCAGUGCUAAAGGCACAGGCGUUACAGUCAUCUAUUUCAUGAGAAGAAGUCAAACAAUGGCGACUACAAAGUUCGACUGGAAGACGAAGAAGAAAAUGCUUGACGACUUAGAGGUUGGGAACAAGAUCACGCCAAUCCUCAUAGAUCUUUUGCAACGAAAGUGGGUGGGGCCGCGAGCCCUUGCUGGGCGAUUUUUCAGCAAAAAGGAUGAAGAAGAACAGGACCAGGAAAAGACAAUCAACAGCCUGAAAAAGGGGACAGCAGAAGACGACUUGGUUGUUUCUGAGAAGGUAAGUUCUGGUUUCUUUACAAGUGUCAAUUGUCAUGUCAGGCCCUUGUUCAGCACUGUAAAGUCCUAGUGCUUUUUGUUGUAAGGUCACUUGAUGCACAUUCACUGUCUGCAGAAAAUGUAACGUUACUUCAUCUUUAUCCGCGAAGUAACCUUUAUCAGUAGUACUUAAAA